AUGAUGAGUACGACACCUUCAAUAUCGGAAAAACUUCAUGUUGGUCUCUAUUGUAUGGAUUGUGCUUGUCAAACAGACCGAGAUGAAAUCAUUCAACUGAAAAGUACAACUAAAUUAUUAAAAAAUGUUCAUCAUGAAAUUGAAUUAGUUAAAAAUGAAUUAACUUUCACUCGUGAUAGUUUACGUUCAUCAUUCUACGAUGAAUCACAAGCAAAUGCAAAAACAAUGUAUUAUCAAUUAAUUGAUAGACUUGAUGAAAUGAGAAAAAAUCAUACGAAAGCACUUGAAGUAUUACGACUUUCAUAUCGUAGUCAAUUACAAGAUUUUAUUUCACAAGCAAAAAAUAUUAUUAAUAUUGAUAAAUCUGCAUCAUCGGAAUCAGCUUCUCAAAAACAACGAGCAGCACAUGAUAAUUUAGAAAAAACACUUUUUAAUCAAGCAGCAAUUAAAGGUUAUGAAAAUGAAAUAAAUAAUUUAAAAAAAGAAAUUGAACAACUACAAGAAACAUCACAACAUGAAAUUAAAUUAGCUACAGCUUUUCUUAAUGAUGAAAAAACUCGUUUAAAUAAAGAAUUAUCUAUUGCUAAUCGUAUAAUAAGUCAAUUCGAAGAAACAUUAACGAAAAAAGAUGAACAAAUACGAGAUCUUAAGUCUGAUUUAUCUACUCUUCAACUUAAAAUGAAAGAAGCAAAAAAAGUUGUAGUACGUGAACCGGAACCUCCACCAGUUGUAAUAACACAAACACGUUUAACACAAACUGAUCCAUGGACACCACCAGCAGCACCACCACCACCGCCACCUAAACCAGAAGUUCCUCAAAAAGAAGUCUUAGUAAUGAAGAAACCAACAGUGAUAACACUCGAAACUGAACAACAAACAAAAGCAAAUAUCGAAGCAAUCGAAAAUCGAUAUGAAGCAAUGCUCGAUCAAAAAGAUGCUCAAAUACAACAAUUAAUGCUAGAAAUGAAUAAUCAAUCAAAAGCACUUCGAAAUAAUAAAGUUGAUAAACCUACAGUAACUGAAGAACGUCAUAGAAAUGAAAUGAAACGAUUUACUGAAAAACAUAAACACGAAAUUCAAAUGUGGGAAACGAAAUAUGAUAUACUUCAUCGAAGCAUGAUGGUUUUACGUGAUGAAAUGUAUACACGACAAACACGUAUUCGUGAUCGAUUUAAUGGUAAACCAGCUGUUUCAACAUAA
This is a messenger RNA of Adineta steineri, 1200 nucleotides long. The record is from the annotation of a GenBank genome assembly. NCBI's taxonomy places the organism in Eukaryota, Metazoa, Rotifera, Eurotatoria, Adinetida, Adinetidae.